Schistosoma mattheei is the source of this 1499-nucleotide messenger RNA. NCBI's taxonomy places the organism in Eukaryota, Metazoa, Platyhelminthes, Trematoda, Strigeidida, Schistosomatidae. The record is from the annotation of a GenBank genome assembly.
UGCAUCGGUUCACUAAACUCUGUGGGCAGUAUGAAUGUUGCACUAGUUGUUAUCUAAGCCAUCAAUUCUAUCCUUUAACACCUUACUCAGUCGAAUGUUGGCAUCUCUGUCAAUCAUCGAAUCAUGCUUUCACGACCCAAAAAUUAAUGGCUAUCUUUUGCGAACUGUCUAGGCAAUAGUAAGCCAACUAUUAACCUACAUAUAGCUCUAUUUGAUAUGGACCAACCACCUAUCCGAAUAUUGAGACGACCAUGUCCAGUUCCAUCUGACGUUCCUAAUACACCACAGAGGCCACCGAUAGUCACAAAAACACUUGAACAAAGGGAAGCAGACUAUGCUGCUGCUCGGAAAAGGAUCAUGGGGUCGGCCACUCCGGAGUCAACUAAGGUAGAGACUACAGAGUUAAUAGAGUCUUGUCCAGUGAAAAUGACAGACGAUACCAACAGUGUUAUUACAAAACAGGAUAAAUCAAUUGCAUCCACCAUUCCCACGACUCAGAACAUGGAGGUUAGUGUUCAAAGUAACUCUUCGGAAAUGACAGCCAGUCACUUGUUCACUAACCACAGCGGAGUUCAACUUUCCAUGUCCCAGAGUAACAAACAGACUCUGGAUAUCGGUGUUGGUCGAAAGCCUCAACAACAUUCACAUUCUACAUCAAACGGCGUUCGGCAGAAUUUACAACAGCGCAGUGCAACAGUGACUGCCAAUAGAUUAUCUUAUAUUCCUCCCCAUCCUCCUCUUUUUUCUUUUCAAACUGGGUACAAUAAUGUUGGCCUUCUUCCUACUCCGCCUGGCUUUCAAUGUUCACUUCCAACUGAGACGAAUGGUAGUCUGCAGCAAACGACUGCUUUCGCUUUGAUGCACCAAUUUAGUUUACUACAACAACAAUAUCAGCAUACUUUAACUGGCAUUCAAAAACAGUUAGUUUCUUCUGGAUCGCACUCGUCCAACAGUUUUAAUCCUUUGAACUUUUCAUCGUUUUCCCAGUCUCACAUCAACCAGAAGUAAGUUUCAUCAACAUUUUUAUCUUGUACACAGAAAAUAACAUCGUUAGUUGACUUCUGUGAUUGGUUAUAAGUUGCACUUAUUAGCUACCUGCCGUCAAAUAAGUUUAUUUUUUUCACAAAACAGUUGUUACUAUAGUCUCUGAGAAUUGAGUAUUCUAUGUCCAUACCAUAUGGUACAAAAUCUUAUUCUAUGAAACCUAAUCUGAGGGAAACACCUUUCUUUUACAUAUUUACGUGCUCUUAAAUUCAUGAUUUCAACACAUGUUUGUUAACAUUUUGUUUUCAGAUAUACCCACCCUUCAACUUUCAAUUGAUUUAAAUUUGCAAUAGUCAGCGUGCGAAUGCGUACUUUUUUCCGUUUCGUAGACUUAAUGUAAUAACUUUAACCACUCUCUGCUUUUGAUAAUUUUGUGGUCUGGUGCCAUACUCAGCUUGUGCCGUGACAUUUUGUCAACAUACAUAUUCAUGUUUCUGUAUAAAUAAAGUGCUUAU